This is a messenger RNA of Tachyglossus aculeatus (Australian echidna), 1474 nucleotides long. It is a transcript of the gene POLR1E, whose product is annotated as RNA polymerase I subunit E. The transcript is spliced from 12 exons. The record is from RefSeq and is a predicted model, not a curated record. Gene Ontology annotation, molecular function: DNA binding. Gene Ontology annotation, biological process: nucleolar large rRNA transcription by RNA polymerase I; transcription elongation by RNA polymerase I; RNA polymerase I preinitiation complex assembly. NCBI's taxonomy places the organism in Eukaryota, Metazoa, Chordata, Mammalia, Monotremata, Tachyglossidae. Gene Ontology annotation, cellular component: RNA polymerase I complex. The coding region runs from base 15 to 1259 and encodes 414 amino acids.
CAGGCGAGCCAGUCAUGGCGGCCAGGGCCGUGUGGCAAUAUCGCGGCCAGCCCCGAGAGGGACCGGACACGGUGCUCAUGCAAUUUUCAAAUGGGAAACUCCAGAAUUCCGAAAAUGUGGAUUUUACCUUAUAUAAGAACAAUGACACCAUUAAUCCCAGAAAGAAGCACAGAAGGAUCCUGGUGGCUGAAACCGGCAGACUUUCCUACAUGGGAAGCAAUUUUGGAACGGGAGUUCUGAAAUGCAACUCCUUAUGCAGCUACUUCAUUGGUGUCUUGAACAAGGAUUCUGGGAAAAUGGAAAUUUUUGACGCCGAACUGUUUAACAUGCAGCCAAUGUUUUCAGAUGACUUAAACGAGAGUGAAGCUGCCUCAGAAAAUCAGGCCAAAACUUACAGAGAAAAAGUGGAUUCUUGUAUCGAAGCCUUUGGUACUACCAAACAGAAGCGAGCUCUGAAUGCCAGAAGGAUGAAUGCAGUUGGCAGUGAAACUUUAAACAUAGCUGUUGCCAAAGCAGUAGAAAACAUCAUAGAUACAAGGGGUGUGGAUGCUUUAGUCAGUGAGGCAACUCCAGAUAAAUUAGAAGAGGAAUCUGUCUUCCUGCCUCCAUGCCAUGUUGACGCUGCCAAACCAGAAGACAUUUACAAGUUUGAAGACCUGAUUUCCUCUGCGGAAUAUGAAGCCCUUCAGAUUCCUUCUGAAGCUUUUAAGAAUAUUACAUCGGAAGAAAUAUUGAAAAUGGUCCAAACGAAUAGUCAUUGCUCCUUUGUCAUAGAAGCGCUGAAGUCAUUACCUUCCAACGAAGAGGUCCGUGACCACAAGGCCCGAUGUCUUUGGUAUCUGAACACUCUCAUCAGAUUUGGCUUCCAGAGGGUGAUAAAGCGGAAAAGUGCAGUGGGACAAGGCAUUCCUCACAUCAUUAAUUCGAAACUCCUGAAAAACUUCACCGCCUUAACAUAUAACAAUGGCAGAGUACAGAACUUAAUUUCGGCUUCAAUGAAGGCUAAAAUAAUGGCUUACGUAAUAGCAUUGGCAUUGCACAUAAGUGACUUCCAGACAGAUCUGACGGUGCUACAGAGGGACAUGAAACUCAGUGAAAAAAGAGUCCUGGAGCUCGCCAAAGCCAUGCGAUUAAAGAUCUCCAAAAGGCGGGUGCCUAUGGGAGGUGAAGAAGAGGAUCACAAAAUUGGAAUUUUAACACUUCCCCUCCCGAUCUACCAACCUGCCAACAGCCAACGGAAGCGCAAGAAGAUGUUCUGAAAACUUGCCAUCCGGAGUUUUCAAGAAAGGGUCGUGUCAUCUCGGGACAGAGACCCACGCAAGACCCCCAACUUCCUGCCGCCACUUGUAAAACUGCUCAGCAGAGGAACUGAAUUCGUGCCAUUCAGUUUAUUUGGCUAGAAACCAGCGUUUUAAUCCUGGUGAGAACUGAUCUGUUGACCAGGAAAACAAAUUAAAUAAUGCUCCGAUUCUGA